Molecule: messenger RNA, 1833 nt
Organism: Pseudozyma hubeiensis SY62
Lineage: Eukaryota; Fungi; Basidiomycota; Ustilaginomycetes; Ustilaginales; Ustilaginaceae
Exons: 1
Coding region: 1-1833 (610 amino acids)
Biological process (GO): carotenoid biosynthetic process
Molecular function (GO): oxidoreductase activity
Source: RefSeq, a predicted model, not a curated record
AUGGCGACGAUACCUCUUAAACAGGCUGACGGCCUCAAACCGCUCUCACGCACCACUUCGGCCGCUUCCACCCCGACCAAACGCAGCUCCCGCAAAGUGAUCAUCAUCGGCGCUGGAGCCGGCGGGACCGCGCUCGCCGCUCGACUCGGUCGUCGGGGUUACAUCGUCACCGUGCUUGAGAAGAACGAUUUCGGAGGAGGCCGAUGCUCGCUCCUCCACCACUCUGGACAUCGAUGGGAUCAAGGACCUUCGCUCUACCUCAUGCCCGAGAUCUUCGAAGCCUGCUUUCGCGAUCUCGGCGAAGACAUCCGCUCCCACAUCCGUCUCCACCAAUGCAACCCCGCUUACCGAAUUCAUUUUGCAGAUGGAGAGAAGAUGAUGCUCUCCUCCAACCUGUCCCAGAUGGGAGAGACGUUGAACUUUUUCGAAAAACGCGCUGGGAACAAGGAGGACCCCCUGACGAACUUUUUGUCUUUCCUCAAGGAGGCGGGGGAAAACUACGAGGAGUCGAUCAAGCACGUGUUGACAAAAGAUUGGAGUGCGUGGUGGGCGUUCUUCCGACCGGAACUGUUUCCGAUGCUGUGGAAGACAAAGGGGUUGAGGAUCUACUCGACGCUGUACGACAGGACGACAAAGUACUUCAAGUCGAGACACGUGAGGAGAGCACUGACGUUUUCGGCCAUGUAUAUGGGCAUGAGUCCGUUCGACGCUCCGGCGACGUACAGCUUGUUGCAGUAUGCAGAAUAUGCGAAGGGGAUCUGGUAUCCGAUCGGUGGAUUCUACAAGGUGGUCGAGGCGAUGGAGAAUGUCGCUAGGGACAAGUUUGGAGUUGAGUUCAGGUACGGAGCGGGGGUGAAGAGGAUUGUGGUGGAUGAGAGAAAGGGGACCGCCAACGGGGUGGAGUUGGAAUCGGGAGAGGUGUUGGAAGCGGAUGUGGUGGUCAGUAAUGCCGAUUUGGUGUGGACGUACAACAACCUGUUGCCGCCAUCGUCGUAUGCGACAAAGCUCAGGAGCAAGGAUCAGACUUGUUCGUCCAUUUCAUUCUACUGGUCUCUCUCCUCCGUAGUGGAAGAACUAGGUGGACACAACAUCUUCCUGGCCGAUGCGUACCAAGAAUCGUUCGACGAAAUCUUCCGCGAUGGAGACACACCUUCCGAGCCAUCCUUCUACGUCAACGUACCGUCUCGACUCGACCCUACCGCUGCACCACCCGGAAAGGACACCCUCGUCAUCCUAGUCCCGUGCGGACCCAUCUCGAUCCCUGAGAAGCCCUGCGCGGACUCGACCAAAGGCGCCCACACACGCUCGCAGUUCGAAGCCACCGUCGCCCGUGCCCGGUCCCAAGUCAUCGCCACCCUAUCCAAACGACUCAACCGACCCGAUUUCGAAUCGCUCAUCUCGCACGAAAUCGUCAACGACCCUUUCGACUGGCAGGACAAGUUCAACCUCUUCCGUGGAUCCAUCCUCGGUCUCUCGCACACCAUCCCGCAGGUCCUCUGGUUCAGACCGAGCAUCCAGCAUGCCAAGUACAACAACCUCUUCUUCGUAGGCGCCUCCACCCAGCCAGGAACCGGUGUACCCGUCGUCGUCGCCGGAAGCGGUGUCGUAGCCGAGAGAGUGUCCGCCUUCCUGGAAGGUAGGGAGAAAGGCUGGUUGAGCUGGGAGGCGGUUCGAGGAAGUAUCUUCUUGGCUGUGCUGGCACUGCUGGGUGUCAUGGUGGCUGGAUUUGCAGCUGGAUUCAUUCUGCUGGGCGUGGUGAUCGCUGUCUCGGUGCAUUUGUUGGGGAUAGCCGAUGUGCCAGGCUUGGUCAGGGGCAAGGUCAUGCCUGAGUGA